Molecule: messenger RNA, 501 nt
Organism: Linnemannia hyalina
Lineage: Eukaryota; Fungi; Mortierellomycota; Mortierellomycetes; Mortierellales; Mortierellaceae
Source: the annotation of a GenBank genome assembly
AUGUCGCUGCCACACUACUUCAGCUCGGUGUUCACCGGCGAAAACUUUCUCCUGUUCACCAAAUCAAUCACCAUCGCUUCCAUGGGCAUCGCCACAGGCGCUGGACUAUCCUACAACGCCAUGAUUAUGCCCGCCCUCGCCAAAUUCGCCCCCUCCUCCUCCUCCCUUGCCGUCUGGUGCGAGACCGCUUUUCCCGCCAUGUCGAUCCAAGUCUCCGCGAUCGCAGUAAGCGUCCUAGGCGGGUCCUACAUCUAUUAUAAGACCAAGAACCGCUUCUUCCUCUAUUCUUCCCUCAUCAUGGCCUCCAUCCUCCCCUACACCGCCGCCUUCUUUCUUCCCAUCAACGGACCCCUCUUUGAAAUGAACAAGACUGGACGUGAUGAUGGAACGAUUGGAAAGAAGAUGGCCCAGUGGAAUAGGAACCAAUAUGGACGCGUAGGCUUGAAUGCUUUGGCGUUGUUUGUUUCGCUUUUUGGCAUCUUGCAUGUUAAAGCUGCUUAG